Messenger RNA from Phasianus colchicus (ring-necked pheasant), 3394 nucleotides. RefSeq names its product phospholipase C delta 3 (gene PLCD3). Lineage: Eukaryota; Metazoa; Chordata; Aves; Galliformes; Phasianidae. The record is from RefSeq and is a predicted model, not a curated record. Gene Ontology annotation, molecular function: phosphatidylinositol-4,5-bisphosphate phospholipase C activity; calcium ion binding. Gene Ontology annotation, cellular component: plasma membrane. Gene Ontology annotation, biological process: lipid metabolic process; intracellular signal transduction.
UCCUCCCCCGCACGGCCCCGCGCGGCCCCGGAGCGCCGUACGAUGAUCUGCGGGCGGAGGGCGCGGCCCCGCCCCGAGCAGAGCGGGGGGGUCUUGAAGAAGUUGGGGCUGUCAGAGGAUGAGGACCUCCAGCUGAUGCUGCAGGGCUCCCUGCUGCUCAAGGUGAGCUCACGGCGGGCGAAGGAGCGGCGGUACCGCCUGCAGGAGGACGGGAUCACCGUGGUGUCUGAGCGGCGCUUCGGGCGCAUGGCCUCCAAACACAGCUUCUCUGUUGCACACAUUGUGUCGGUGCACCGGGGGCACCAUUCGGAGGGGCUGCGGCGGUACGGCUGUGCCAUCCCCGAGUGGAACUGCUUCACCAUCGCCUUCGAGGGCGGGCGCAGGAACCUGGACCUGGGGGCACGGGAUGAGGAUGUGGCACUGCGCUGGGUGCGGGGGCUCCGCACGCUGCGGGGGAGGCUGCGGGGCAUGAACCAGAGGGAGAGGCUCGAGCACUGGAUCCAUGGCAUGCUGCAGCGUGCCGAUAAGGACAAGGACAACAGGAUGUGCUUCCAGGAGGUGCAGAUCAUGCUGCGCAUGGCCAACAUCCACAUGGACAAUGCCUACGCCCACCAGCUCUUCAAGGAAUGUGACCACUCUGGUGAUGGGCAGUUGGAGGACCGGGAGCUGGAGGACUUCUGCCGGCGGCUGCUGCGGCGCCCGGAGCUGGAGGAGCUCUUUGGGCACUAUUCUGGUGAGGACUGCGUGCUGUCGGCCGAGGAGCUGCGGGAUUUCCUGCAGGACCAGGGCGAGGAGGGCACCCUACACCAGGCCUGUGCAAUCAUCUGUGCCCAUGAGCUCAACGAGAAGGCCCGGCAGCAGGGCCUGAUGACACUGGAUGGCUUCACGAUGUACCUCCUGUCAGCUGCUGGUGACAUCCUCAACCAGGAGCAUACCCAGGUACACCAGGACAUGAGCCAGCCCUUGUGCCACUACUUCAUCUCCUCGUCCCAUAACACCUACCUGACCCGCAACCAGAUUGGCGGCACCAGCAGCACUGAAGCCUAUGUCAGGGCACUGAUGAUGGGAUGCCGCUGUGUGGAGCUGGACUGCUGGGAGGGUCCCGAUGGGGAACCCAUCGUCUGCCACGGCCAUACAUUCACCUCCAAAAUCCUCUUCCGUGAUGUCAUUGAGGCUAUCCGCGAUUACGCCUUCAAGCGAUCGCCGUACCCCGUCAUCCUCUCGCUGGAAAACCACUGUGGGGUGGAGCAGCAGGCCACCAUGGCGCGGCACAUGAAGGCCAUCCUUGGGGACAUGCUGCUGACACGGCCCCUGGAAGGACAGGAUCCCAGCGUCCUCCCGUCCCCAGAGCAGCUGAAGGGGAAAGUCCUGGUGAAGGGGAAGAAGCUGCCAGAGCUGCAGCGUGAGACCAGCGGCGUCACCUCCAUCCUGGAUGAAGAGGAGGAAGAGGAGACAGAGGAAGAGGACAGGCUGCAGGCCAAAGAUACUUCACAUGUGGCCCCAGAGCUGUCAGCCAUGGUGGUGUACUGCCAGGCCACCCCCUUCCCUGGCCUGGCCCAGGCCCUGCAGCAGCCCCGGCCCUAUGAGAUGUCCUCCUUCAGUGAGAGGAAGGCCCGGAAACUCAUCAAGGAGGCAGGCCCCACGUUUGUGCACUACACCUCCCGGCAGCUGAGCCGUGUCUACCCUUUGGGAUUGAAGAUGACCUCCUCCAACUACAACCCCCAGGAGAUGUGGAACGCCGGCUGCCAGCUGGUGGCCCUCAACUUCCAGACGCCAGGCUACGAGAUGGACCUGAACACCGGGCGCUUCCUGGGCAAUGGAGGCUGUGGUUACGUGCUGAAACCCCAAUUCCUGCGCAGCCCCCACAGCGGCAGCCCCCGCCCCCUCGUGUUGCGCAUCAGGGUCAUCACGGCACAGCAGCUGCCAAAGCUGAACCGGGAGAAGCUCAGCUCCAUCGUGGACCCCUUUGUUAGAGUGGAGAUCUACGGGGUGACGGCGGACUGCAGCAAGCAGCAAACUGCCUACAGGAGCAACAAUGGCUUCAACCCACGCUGGGAGGAGACGCUCACGUUCCAGCUGCAGGUCCCUGAGCUGGCGUUGGUGCGCUUCGUGGUGGAGGACCACGACAGCACCUCCUGCAAUGACUUCGUGGGGCAGUUCACACUGCCGCUGGGCAGCAUGCGAGAAGGGUACCGCCACAUCCACCUGCUCUCCAAGGACGGCGCGUCCCUGGCCCCCGCCACGCUCUUUGUGCACGUCACAUGCAAACGCCCAUGACGUCCCCAUGGCCAACGUGCUCCUGCAUGGGGUGCAGGGACAGAAUGGGGACACUGCUCUCCAGUCAGGGUGACAGCAGGGCUGCCUGGGGUCUCCAGUGGGGUAGAGGACCCUGUCUGUCCCCCAUUUGCUGGUGCUUACACCCCACUUUUCCCCUCUGGCUGAGGCCAGGAGAUGGGGACGUGGUGACAACCAGGACAGGGUGGCCCAGCCACCACGUUCCCAAUGCAUCUGCAGGGACAUGAUGGUGACAGCAGCUUCACCAGUUCCAUCCCGACUCCUUUGGGCUGCAGGGAUGGUGCCUGCCACAAUGUCCCCAGGGAGACCCUGCCACCACAGCUGUGGCGCAAACCACAUGGUUUGGUGCUUGAGAACUGUUGACAGAGAUUUGUACCCAGUGCCCAGUGGGUUGAAUAAAGGUUUAUUGAACAGCUUGCCCUGUGUCCCCUUCACCUGCUGUUUCCUGCAGGAGGAGCAGCUUUGGGGACAAAGGGAGGAGAUGCAGGGGGAAAUGGCUGAGCCCCCUUUUCUGAUGCUCUCCCCAGUGCUGGGGGCUUGUUGGAGCCUGAUUCACCCCACUGUCCCACAGCCCCAGAAAGUCCCACAUGCUCCCAGCUCAAUACUCGUAGCUGAUGUCCCCAUCACCACUGCAGGGUGGCUCUUGGCUCUGUGGGGCACAGGAGGGGAUGCAGAGCUGCUUGCAUAGUAGGGGGACAGGGAGACUGGGAGUGCAUAGAUGGGCACAUGCAGCUUUGGAAACCUUUGGCGUGGAGAUCAAGAGCAAUGGAGUGAUGGAAACAGACAUCUUCUUGGGAAAAAGGGUUCCAUGGAAGAAUCUGAUCCUGAUUCUGAGCCUGUGCAGGAGGCACUGGGGCAGUGGGAGAGGCUGAGCCCCCAGGAAGGCUGAUGGCACGUUGUAGGGCAUGCAGGCUGGACUUCGAUGGCGUGGAGAGAAAAACAUCUGAGCACAGUGCGCCGAGGUGGCAUGAGGUGGCAGAUGUGGACGUGCUCCAAGCUGGGUCCCCUACAUCUUCGCCCUGAGGGUUCGAGUCUCCGAGGCUGGGGAGGAGAAGGGACAAGGCAUUGCUUGCACAAAUAGCCCUUAAAACCAAAUAUU